Messenger RNA from Macadamia integrifolia, 3421 nucleotides. Its product is annotated as phosphatidate phosphatase PAH1-like. Gene Ontology annotation, molecular function: phosphatidate phosphatase activity. The record is from RefSeq and is a predicted model, not a curated record. The coding region runs from base 273 to 3041 and encodes 922 amino acids. The transcript is spliced from 11 exons. Lineage: Eukaryota; Viridiplantae; Streptophyta; Magnoliopsida; Proteales; Proteaceae.
GUCCAACUCCCAAACUCGGAUUUUAAUGUCUUGAGUGUGUUUCGCAGGAAGAAACGGAGAGAUAAGCAGUAGAAAAAUCCAGAGACUAGAGAAGAAGAAACGCUAAAGUUGUCUCAGUCUUCAGCUGUCGGUGUUGGAGUAGUUACUGAAGGUUGUUGAUUUGAAACUAAUAGAAAAGGUUGUUUGAGAAUCUCAUUUAUCUUGAUUUGUUGGAUUUUAUAUUGAAGACAAAAGAUUUAGGUCUUACUCCUUCGGUAAGCUUGCCAGAGAAGAUGAAUGUAGUUGGUAAGGUUGGGAGUCUCAUUUCGCAGGGUGUUUACUCUGUUGCCACCCCAUUUCAUCCCUUCGGUGGGGCUGUUGAUGUUAUUGUUGUUGAGCAGCAGGAUGGGACUUACCGAAGUACACCUUGGUAUGUGCGGUUUGGUAAAUUUCAGGGUGUCCUGAAAGGUUCUGAGAAGAUUGUUCGCAUCUCAAUAAAUGGUGUGGAAGCUGGUUUCCAUAUGUACCUUGAUAAUUCUGGUGAAGCUUAUUUCAUUAGAGAGGUUUUUCCCAGUAAAGAUGAGAAGAUUGAUGGGAUUUAUAAGAAUACCGAAGAUUCAGAAUUUCCACGGAAAGAUAAUAAUAGCAGCUGUAGUAGUACUAGUAAGGCUGGUGAUGACGGUGGUAAUGAUAAUUGUGUUAGUCUUAGUGGAGAAGAGAAGAUUGUAUCCAACUCUGAGGAUUUUCUGAUUGCAAAUGAUUGUCUUUCCUUAAAUAGAGACCAAUUUGAGAAUGUUGGAGCAGAUAAUGGGAGGCAACUGUAUACAUUUGAAAAUGACAAAUCUCCUGGAGGGGACCCUGUUGAGUCAUCAGAGUUUGUGGCUUACCGUUAUGAUAGCUUAGAGCAGGUUGAGAAUGUUAUGGAAUCUCAGGGUUCAAACGCAGAGGUUGUAUUGGUGAGUGUGGAUGGUCACGUGCUGACGGCACCCAUCUCUUCAUUGGAAGAGAACACAGAUAAUGUGCAGUUAAGUACACCACAGUUUCAUCUGGUUCCAGGUGAAGGAACUGAGUUUAGUGGAGGUAAUGGGGAGUUUAGUACUGGUGAAGAUGCAUGGGUUGCUAAUUAUUUGAGUGAUAUUGAUGCGUCUGAACCCAAUCGUGCAUCAGAGGGCGUGUUACCCGUACGUGAUGCCGAUAAUGCUGAUCAGAAUCCUUCUGAAGUUUGUGAAAUUGCUGAUGAAACUCUCACUCAAACUCAAGAUGAUCAGAACAUUGGAGGCAUUAAGAGAGAUAACGGUCACUUAACACAUGUAGAUAGUAUGAGUCAGAAAGAUGUUUUUGGGAGCUGCUUGGAUUUCUUAGAUUUACACAUUGGAGAUGCAGAUGCACGAGAAACUGUUUCUCCAUUCAUGGAAGUGGCCACAAAACUGGGGACUGAAGAUCCACUCAGGAAUUCUCUUUCAAGUCUUCCUGCAAAGGAGCAAAUUGAAGCCGCAAAUGAUCCUGAAUUCAAAGCCAAUACCGAGUUAUCCCCUCCUAGUUCUGCUUCUGCCCACAACAGUAUGUCUCCAGGUUUAAGUAUUGAUGUUGAGCCGUUUGAGAAUAAUUCUUUGACUGUUGAAAGAUCAGAUAAUGUGGAUUCUGACAGCAUGUCUGUCCAUUCUGUAAGCAAUGAUCCAGGAUGGAAGGAUGAACAGUUUGUUGUAGCACCAGAAGCUCUUGGGUUACAAAGUAGUCCAGGACAACCCUCAUGUGAAGAAGAAUGCCGUCGCAGUGAGAUAGAAGAACCUCAGAAAGAAACUUCUGGUAAAGGGAUGGGAUUUGAAAUUUCUCUUUGUGGGAAACUUCUUUAUGCUGGAAUGGGGAUGGGUCCUGCUAGGGAAGCCUUCAAUGCACAUCGCAUAUCCGUGGAGGAGUUCAAAGCUUCUAUGGCAUCGAUUACCAAGAAUGAAAAUCUUAUUGUUAGAUUUAAAGAGAGGUACUUAACAUGGGAUAAAGCUGCUCCUGUGAUUCUCGGAAUGGCUGCAUUCGGUUUAGAGUUACCUGUUGAGCCGAAAGAUGCAAUUCCUGUGGAACAGGAUGAGUCACCCAAGCCCAAGGAAGGUGCUCCUGGAACCACUUCAGCCCCUUCUAGCCGCAGAUGGAUGCUUUGGCCAAUCCCAUUUAGAAGAGUUAAAACUCUAAAGCAUACCGGCAGUAACUCAUCAAAUGAGGAUGUGUUUGUUGAUUCAGAACCUGGCUCACAAAACUCAUUUGUGGAACCAGCUCCAAUAUCCAAUACUGGCAGUGAGUCUCCCCCCAAGCAGCUAGUAAGAACGAAUGUUCCCACUACUGAGCAGAUUGCAUCUUUGAAUCUUAAAGAAGGUCAAAAUGAGAUUACAUUCAGUUUCUCUACAAGGGUUCUGGGAACUCAAAAGGUUGAUGCCCAUAUCUACCUGUGGAAGUGGAAUGCACGGAUCGUCAUCUCUGAUGUUGAUGGGACCAUUACCAAGUCGGACGUUCUUGGCCAGUUCAUGCCACUAGUUGGGAAGGAUUGGACACAAUCUGGAGUAGCACGACUUUUCUCUGCCAUUAAGGAAAAUGGUUAUCAACUACUCUUUUUGAGUGCGCGUGCAAUCGUUCAGGCAUAUCUAACCAAAAGUUUCCUUCUCAACCUGAAGCAGGAUGGAAAAACAUUACCAAUUGGACCUGUUGUCAUUUCACCUGAUGGACUAUUCCCUUCAUUGUACCGGGAAGUAAUAAGAAGAGCACCUCAUGAGUUCAAGAUUUCUUGUUUAGAGGAUAUUAAAGCUCUUUUCCCUAAAGAUUACAAUCCAUUCUAUGCUGGCUUUGGAAAUAGAGACACUGACGAGCUCAGCUACAGGAAAAUUGGGAUCCCAAAAGGCAAAAUAUUUAUUAUUAAUCCGAAGGGUGAAGUCGCCAUUAAUAACUGCAUUGAUGUGAAGUCAUACACCUCAUUGCACACGCUAGUCAACGACAUGUUCCCACCCACUUCAUUAGUAGAGCAGGAGGAUUUCAACGCAUGGAAUUAUUGGAAGACGCCACUACCUAACAUUGACUGAACACACUUUAGAGGUUUAAAUAUAUCAACUGGGGCAGGGUGGGAGGAUCUGCGUUAUUUUGAUGGCCUGCAACACUCCCUUCAAGUAAUCCAUCCUCUGCUAUUGACACCAUGCGUUUAUUUUUUAAGGAAAGAGAAGAAUACUACUCUGCUUGUUCUUUAUUCAUUAAUCAGUUUCGGGUGAUACCUUCAUAAUUUUUUAACAACUAUCCUCCAAAGGGAAGUUCAGGGUGCUAUGUUGGCUUAAAGGGUCUCUUACAGAAUAAAGAUUUUAUAAUCAUGACAAGCGCACCCAUGAUAAGGUUGUAUCAUUUUUUUUUUUUUUCACUUCAUAUUGUAAAUAGAAGAUUUAUUUAUUCAAAUGGCUGGUUGUUCUUGACA